CAAUGGCCGCCUGGCAAGCUAGCAUUUUACCUCUUGUGAGCUUUUCAAAUGUUUAACAAUAAACUUUCCCUGACUCUGUUUAAGAAACUCUUACUGGGAUGGAUAGAUGAUUUCAUAAGUGUAUUCUGAAAGAAAGAAAACUGCUGACAUCACGCGCUCUUCGCUGCCAAAAUGAGCGAUGUUGUGGAGAAGACCCUGACAGCUCUGCCGAGCCUCCUGUCUUUAGACUCUCAGCCUGGAUCCACAAAACUGUCCUCCACCUCAAAACUAGGAACCCUCAUCAGAGGGAUCACUGAGUUAACGUCCAAACAUGAGGAGGAAAAACUUAUUCAACGAGAACUAGUAUCCAUCAAAGAACAGGUUUCCUCCCCUAACACCUCCAUGAGGCAGAUGAAGGAGCUCAUGGUGAGAGCGAUCUACUGUGAAAUGCUCGGUUAUGAGGCUUCAUUCAGCUACAUUCAUGCCAUCAAACUGGCUCAACAAGGCACUGCUCUGGAGAAAAGAGUCGGUUAUCUUGCCGUGUCUUUGUUUCUGAACGAAAGUCACGAGCUGCUUCUUCUCCUUGUGAACACUGUAUUAAAGGAUCUUCAGAGCACAAACCUUAUUGAAGUGUGCAUGGCUCUAACUGUUGUCAGCCAGAUGUUCCCCAAAGAUAUGAUUCCUGCAAUCCUUCCUCUGGUCGAGGAGAAACUUAAUCACCCAAAAGAAAUCAUUCGACGAAAAGCAGUCCUGGCACUGUAUAAAUUCUACCUAAUAGCACCGAAUCAAGUUCAACACAUCCACAACAAGUUUCGCAAAGCUCUGUGUGACAAGGAUCCUGGCGUCAUGACGGCUUCACUACACAUCUACUUACAGAUGAUCGAGGAGAAUCCAGAAGGUUAUAAGGACCUGGCGGCAAGUUUUGUCACCAUACUGAAGCAGGUGGUGGGAGGGAAACUGCCCAUGGAUUUUAACUAUCACAGUGUCCCUGCUCCAUGGCUGCAGAUUCAGCUGCUCAGAAUACUGUCCUUACUUGGGAAAAAUGACCCGAGUACGAGUGAGAUCAUGUAUGAAGUCCUCGACGAGUCUUUACGGAGAGCAGAGAUUAAUCAUAACAUCACCUAUGCAAUAUUAUACGAGUGUGUAAAAUGCAUUUACACGAUUGAUCCCAAAUCUGAUCUUUUGGAAAAAGCUGCAAAGUGCAUUGGCAACUUUGUUCUGUCACCGAAGAUUAAUCUGAAAUAUCUCGGCUUGAAGGCUCUCACCUACGUGGUCCAGCAGGAUCCUAAACUGGCCCUGCAGCAUCAGAUGACCAUCAUCGAGUGUCUCGAUCACCCCGACCUCAUCAUCAAGCGUGAGACACUGGAGAUCCUCUUUCGGAUCACCAACGCCCAGAAUGUCACAGUCAUCGUUGAUAAGAUGCUGGAGUUUCUGCGCAUCAAUAAAGAUGACUACACAACCAUUGACCUGGUGGGGAAGGUGGCAGAACUGGCAGAAAAAUAUGCGCCAGACAAUGAGUGGUUCAUUGAGACCAUGAGCACAGUGUUCUCAGUGGGUGGAGACCUGAUGCAGCCGGACAUCCCAAACAGUUUCCUUAAACUGCUGUCUGAGGGGUUUGACAGCGUGGAGGAAGACAGGAAGUUGAGGCUGUUUGCUGUGGAUUCAUAUGUUUCCCUGCUGCAAGGAGAGCCGGGCAAACUGCCACAGCGCUUCCUCCAAGUCAUCAGCUGGGUCCUCGGUGAAUAUUCCUUUUUGAGGGAGGAACUGGAAGCGGCCACGGUCCUGAGGCUGCUGGCCAAACUGUUGGACAUGAAGAACACCAGCAGUGAAACCAAGAGCUGGGUCCUCAUGGCAAUGACCAAGCUGUGUGAGCGCGGGGCAGGUGUGUCUGUGGCCCAGGAGGUUUCUGAAACAUACAGCAGCUCCCUGGAUACAGUGCUGAGACAGCGGGCUCAGGAGCUGCAGCACCUCAGCCGACACUCUGAACUACGUGCCCGGGUGCUCCCUCGAGACGCCGGCCUGGAACCCCUGGAGGUGGAUUCCUCUCUGUCAUUUCUGGAUGGAUUUGUCUCGGAGGCAUUGGCUGCUGGCGCUGCUCCAUACAAGCCUCCCCAUCAACGACAGGAGGAACUAGCUCAGGCCAAAGCGUUGAGCCUGGAGCCAUACGGCCUGUCCCUGCCCAUCAGCAUGUCCUCCUGCAGCAUCGCCGACAGACAGUCUCCUACACUGUUGUCCAUAAGCUCUGGUCUGUCAGGCGAAAGCCCCGACCUCUCACACAAAGGAGGCUCUUCAACUCUGAAGCUGGAUGGUGUGAAGAGGCUGUGGGGGAGGGAGGGCUACCUGGCGCAGAGGGAACCUGUGGAGGAGUCUGCCCGCGUUGAGGUUCCCAGUCCCCUCCGGUCGCCCAGCCAGCAGGGAGAGGCUGACAGUUCACACAGCCAGACUCCGAUACCGACCCCUGAGCCCGAACAAGAGAAACAGCAGCUGGCCUCUUCGCUGUUUGUCGGCCUGAGCUCCCAAAGCUCCGUGUGUCUGAUGGGAAAAUCUGAGCCAACACCUCAGCGAUUCAGAAGAAAGGCAAAAAGUCCGGGCUCGUCCUCGAGUGCCAGCGAGAAAACAUCCAACUCCCUCGUCUCUACUCCGAGCACGGUGGAUAACUUGAUGUGUAACAACCUCCUGGACUCCAACAUCACCUCCGAGCUGGUCGUUUCUUCACUCGAACAGACGUCUCAACUCUCUCAGGGCCUCGCUGCUGCAAACGGCACCUGUGAUGCAGAGUUAACAGACAGUGACGUAAAGGGAAGCAGCCCCUCUCUGUGUGGGGAUAACGCUGUGGCAGCUGCUGAUCCGGCUCCUCAUGAAGACCCAUGUAAAGACUUGUUACUCACUUCUCAUCUUCCUGCAGAGCUCUCUGGACUCAGUCACUCAGAAAUCACUCCUCUGUGCUCCAACCAAAGCCUGGAUCUCUCCGCCUCUCAUGUGCAGAAAGAGGAUUCUUUAGUGCUGGUUGUUUUCAUUUACAACUCCUCUGACUCUGACAUUCAACAGAUUCUACUCGAGCUUGACUCAGAGGAAAUUGAGGUAUCCUGUGUGUGUGACAGUGCAGUGCAGGAGGCGAGCAGCCACAGUGUAGCAGUGUGUCAGUAUUCCCUGACUGUGAAGACGCCUUCAGUCCAUGUUGAAGUGGUCGGGACGGUGUCUUACCAGUUCCCUGCUGGGACGCCUCAGUCGUUGCAGUUCUCAUACAAACUGCCUCUAACCUGCUUCAUCAGACCUUUGACUGUGUCCACAGAGGAGUACGGCACCAUGUGGCUGGACUUCUCUCAUGAUACAAAGCAGAACCUGACACUGAUAAGUGACGGCCAGGAACCUCUCGCAGCCACUCUGAAUGUGCUGAAGAAGAAACUUCAGCUUCAUGUCGUGGAAAUCAUAGGCAUGGAAGGUAUUGUAGCUUGCCGGCUGCUCCAGGAUCAGCCGUGUCUGAUGCACUGUCGUCUGAAUGCUGGAACGCUGGCCGUGUGGCUGCGCUCUCCAGUCCCCGCCCUGCCCGACUGCCUGAUGUACCACUGUCAGAGAGCUUUACAGGAGCACUGAGCCUCCAGCACUGAAGAGGAAGGUACACAGAGCAGACGUUGUGCAUUCUUAUCUUUAUUUUAUAGUGUUCACCAUCUGUUUAGCUCUUCCACUAUUACUUACAAAGAUUAGUUUUCUUUGUUCCCAAAUCAUUUAUUUUGAACAACUAAGUUGGUGGAAUAAUUCACAGGAUUCCCACUGCUGAUGGCAUGGCUGGUAAUAAUAACCUCAGGGCCAAAAUGUUUUAACCUUCUGCGGCAGAAUAUCUGUCUCCAUGAUGAUUUGACAACAUCAAUGGUUGCAUGAUAUUCUCAGUAUGAAGGCAAACGAAUCAUGAAUUUCUACAGUUAUGUUUUGUGCCUGCAUGCUGAAGAGAGAUUAUGUCCUGCUUUUUUUUUAAUCAGCUACAUUUUCUAGUGAAGCACAUUUGUAUUUGAAUUAGACAAAGACACAAAGGCUACUGAUUUAAGCAAUAUUGACUAAAAUGUAAAGAAUAACACAAAUUCUUGCUUUGGAUUUGGUGGAUGUUAUUUAUUAGGUGUCUUUAAGAGAA
Cottoperca gobio is the source of this 4105-nucleotide messenger RNA. RefSeq names its product adaptor related protein complex 4 subunit epsilon 1 (gene ap4e1). NCBI's taxonomy places the organism in Eukaryota, Metazoa, Chordata, Actinopteri, Perciformes, Bovichtidae. Bases 172 to 3573 code for a protein of 1133 amino acids. Gene Ontology annotation, biological process: intracellular protein transport; vesicle-mediated transport. The record is from RefSeq and is a predicted model, not a curated record. The transcript is spliced from 21 exons. Gene Ontology annotation, cellular component: AP-4 adaptor complex; membrane coat.